Molecule: messenger RNA, 1141 nt
Organism: Anopheles arabiensis
Lineage: Eukaryota; Metazoa; Arthropoda; Insecta; Diptera; Culicidae
Exons: 2
Coding region: 280-600 (106 amino acids)
Source: RefSeq, a predicted model, not a curated record
GAACCGUCACAAGGAUAACAUCGGGAUUCUGCCAAACGGCUCGGAAAGGACACACACUGCUGGUUGUGGAUGUUUUUCGGAAUCACUAUUUCCGUGUUCGUGAAAUCUUGACUCUGUGCUCGCUUGUAUUCAAAGUGUGUGACCUGAAACGAAUUUUGUUGGAAAAGACGUUAAAGCAAUAAUUAAGCUUUUAAGCAAGUAAAGUGUGUGCUUGUGUUGGUGUGCUGAAUAGAAAGCAGCUUGUGUUUGUGUGCGUGGUUGUGAGAAAACCCAACCGAUAUGGCGGUCGGAUAUAAUGCCAGAGAGGACGAGGAGGCUGCCGUCCCGAAGUCGUCCCCAUCCUCAACCAUUCAUGGUAGCAGCAACAACAAUCAACCGGAGCCUCUGCACGGUUCCACCGCACCGACCGGUCUGUCGGUGAACGAACAGAACGACGUGCAGCUGGUGAUCGCGACACUUCAGGCCAGACAUUUGAUGCGCCGGAUCAUCUCCAAUCUGUUAGCCCAUGCGCUGCUGUACGGCGGCUCGGCCAAUCCCGACCAUCCUAGACCGUGCCCGGACUGUGUGCUGCUGGUGCUCCUGUUCGAUUACUACAUUUAAAGUUGAACUCCACUCCCUGUUGUUCAUCAUGUGGUUGCGAUGGUAUAGUCCCACUUAGACAGAAACGAGAUAGAGAGAGCGGACAAAUUUCCCAUUUUCUUUACCGAUCCGAUUGCUCGCCGACCGGAUUGGCGGCUCAUCAACAAGGACUGUGAUAAUGAUAAGAAGGGUUCAUGUUUUCUCUGCUUUCCCGUACGGCUCCUUCAAAAAAAAAAAAUCUCUCGAUCGUGAGCGAGGCUGUACAGAAAAGUUAUGAGGGAUAUGGGAUGGGAAGCACUAAGUAAACAUGCAAGCCAACAGGUUAACGAUAAAUUUGAAACAAUUAGCUAUUGUAAUACAAUGUAAAUUUCGUAUUAAAGAUUCGUUUGUGACGAGGCAGUGGGAAAUGAGUGUGUGCUUUGUCGUAGUUUCGUCGAAUCGCUUUUUUGGGUUAAUGCGCAUGUAAUUGUUUGGUGGAUGUGUGUGAAUGCGCUCCUGCAUUACAUCUGCGUCUGUGCUACCGUUUUUCGUCUGCAAACCAAAUAAAUUGAGUGUUUUUGAA